Messenger RNA from Hydra vulgaris (swiftwater hydra), 1468 nucleotides. RefSeq names its product cytotoxic granule associated RNA binding protein TIA1. The record is from RefSeq and is a predicted model, not a curated record. Gene Ontology annotation, molecular function: mRNA binding. NCBI's taxonomy places the organism in Eukaryota, Metazoa, Cnidaria, Hydrozoa, Anthoathecata, Hydridae.
UUUUAUAAAAGGUGGCCUUAAGACCGCCUAAGCUCUAUGCGUCAAAAAAUAAGCGACCAUUGCUUCGAAAUUGGGUCAUAACUUUCUUGGCAUAUGUUUUAUUUUAGUUAUCGUCAUAAAUAAAAACUAACCAGCUUUAUAAUAAAAUGGAGCCUUCAGACGUACCUGACACUUCUGCAACAAUACUAUAUGUUGGAAAUUUAGACAAAAGAGUAACAGAUGUAAUGAUGUUAAACAUAUUACGAGCAGGUUUGCCCCAUGUUAAAGACAAAAUUUUAUCAGCAAAAAUGUUUAGUACUGCUGAUAUUACUCAAGGUAUGGAAGGUUACUGUUUUAUACAAUUUCAAGACAACAACACUGCUUGUCAAGCUAUGACUUUUCUUAAUGGAAGGGACUUUUGUGGAAAAAAAGUAAAAGUGAAUUGGGCAACAAAUUCAACAAAUGGUGGUUUACCUAAAGUAAUUGGUUCUAGCAUAACAAUAUUUGUUGGAGACCUUGAUGAUGAUCUAACAGACAGUGAACUUCGCCAGGCCUUUGAGCCAUUUGGUGAAAUACUCAACGCUAAAGUAGUCAGAGAUGCAGCAACUGAAAAAAGUAAAAACUAUGGCUUUAUUUCUUUCACUAACAAACCAGAUGCAGAACGAGCAAUACGAGAUAUGCAUGGUGCAAUGUUAAAGCGUCGACCUAUCAAAACUAAUUGGGCCACUAGGAACCAAAAUUCAAAACCAAGUCAACUUGAUUAUGAUCAAGUUUUCAAAGAGGUUAGCGAGUCAAAUUGCACUGUGUAUGUUACUAAUCUUCCUGACAGAAUAUCAGAUGAAGUCUUAGUGAAACAUUUUGAAGAUUGUGGUAAGAUUGUUGGAACCCCACGUGUAUUUGAUGGAAAAAACUUUGCUUUUAUCAGAUUUGAAAGCCAUGCUGCUGCUACUACUGCUAUUGUUAAAGGAAAUGGUUCGGAACUAAAUGGUGCUAUUUUGAAGUGUUGGUGGGGAAAAGAUUCUGAAAGUCAUCAAGCUGGCGGUGACAGUUACCAUCAAAGGUUUCAACAACACCAACAAAGUCUACAGCCUACACCCAUUACUGAUCAACAAACUUAUGAACUUCAACAACAACAAAUGCAACAAUAUAUGUACAAUGUCUACUAUCAACAGCAAUAUUAUCAAUACUGGAUGCAACAAUAUCAACUAAUGCAACAGCAAGGUGUUCAAGCUACACCAGCAAAUUAUUAUUAUAAUCAACAACAACAACAGCAACAACCUUGUUACUCACCACAGCCAACUACUUUACAACCAGUACAGCAACCAGUAGGAAGCCCACCUUCUUACCAACAACCUAACCAGCAGUAGGAGUGUUUCUUUUUAAACAUGGAAAAACUAUAAAAUAUUAAGAAACUAAUAUUUCUUAUUAAUAUGUAAAUGGUGUCAAUAAAACUUCGAAUGAAAGUGUAAAUAGGAAAUGUUAGCCAAAA